Chironomus riparius is the source of this 1195-nucleotide messenger RNA. The record is from the annotation of a GenBank genome assembly. NCBI's taxonomy places the organism in Eukaryota, Metazoa, Arthropoda, Insecta, Diptera, Chironomidae.
CUCCUGCUCUUUAAAAAGUAUAGUGAAAAUUAAGAGCAUUUCAUUUAUUAAUUUAACAACGUUUAGAACGUUUGUGAUAGGAAUAAUUAGGAAAUAAAUAAUUAAACACAUACAAAAAAUGAAAAUUUGGACGAGUGAGCAUAUAUUCAAUCAUCCUUGGGAGACAGUUGUUCAAGCUGCAUGGCGGAAGUAUCCAAAUCCAAUGAAUACUGCAGUUAUUGGAACAGAUGUAGUCGAGAGAGAUAUUAAAGACGGUGUCCUUCAUUCUCACAGAAUUGUCAGUUCACAGUGGCAUUUUCCAAAAUGGGUUGAAAAGAUUAUUGGAGUUCCAAAAGUUGUGUAUGCAAGUGAAAGGUCGACAGUUGACGCCGAGGGACGACAGAUGACUUUAAAAACCACAAAUGUCACAUUUGGAACUUUCCUUUCGGUCGAUGAAGUUCUUCAGUACGCUCCACAUCCGAAAGAUCCUGCAAAGACACUUUUAAAACAGCAAGCGACUGUCAGUGUAGAGGGAGUUCCAUUAUGUCGGUAUAUGGAAGAUGCACUAACGAAAAAUAUUAGUUUUAAUGCAAAUCGCGGUCGUCAAGGCCUUGAGUGGGUGAUUAACAAAAUUAACACAGAAGUCAAAGAGAUUGAUCAUUUACUGUCACAAACAAAAAAAUCACUAGAUGGUAUUACAGAUACAGCGAGAAAAUCUAUGGACGAACUUUCGGCAUCAACACAGAAGAUUCAUUUCUAGUACGCUUAUUGCAAAAAAUACGAUAGUCAGGAAAGUAAAGAAAAUGCAGGAAAGAAUUCAUCACAUGGAACUUACAGUUGAUUGUUUGAUAACAAAACUCUUUUUUAUAUCAGCUUAUAGACAUUACAUUGUCUAAUAUCGAAUGUAUUAUGUUAUCAAUUCCCAUUUUUUUUUUUCGAUCAGUAAGAUUUCCUAAUUAAGUUUAGAAAAAAAUACAAAUUAAGGUGUAAAAAUUCCUCGUACGCUUAAUAUUAACGGAAAGUUUUUUUUAAAAAAAUUCUUAAACGAUACUGGACAAAAUUGCGUAUCGAAUCUACAUCAAAGAAAUAACUCUAAUUAAUAGUACUAGAAAAUACCUAAUUUAAAACAAAAGAUGCUGUCGUUAUAAGUUUUUUGUGUCAUUCACAGUCCCUGAUCAUUAAUUUAUAUAUGUACUGAAAGACUUUUUUUGCGCAU